Messenger RNA from Diaporthe batatas, 1011 nucleotides. RefSeq lists its product as uncharacterized. Lineage: Eukaryota; Fungi; Ascomycota; Sordariomycetes; Diaporthales; Diaporthaceae. Gene Ontology annotation, cellular component: plasma membrane. The record is from RefSeq and is a predicted model, not a curated record. The transcript is spliced from 2 exons. Bases 1 to 1011 code for a protein of 336 amino acids.
AUGAUCGCAACAGUCCUCUCGGGCGCCGCCUUCGGGGCUGCCCUCGUCGCCUCGGGCAUGUACUCGCCCUACCUGAUCGCCUCGCAGUUCACCAUGCAGAGGUGGAACAUGCUGCAAACCUUCCUCACCGCCACCGGUUGCACUGCCCUCGCCGUGCACCUCCUCUCCGGACUGGGCAGCCGGGUCCCCCCACCGCGGUCCUACUCGCCCGCAGGUCUCCUGGGCUUCCCACUCGAUGGCAACCUCAUAGGCGGUGCCCUGCUCGGCGCCGGAAUGUCCUACGCGUCCUCGUGCCCCGGCAUGGUCUUCCUCCAGGUCGCAAUGGGCGUGCCCUCCGCACCCCUCACCCUCGCCGGCGCCGUGGCCGGCGGCAUAUUCUGGUCGGCGGUGCUCAAGGGCUGGAUAGCCGCCCGGCUGCGGAAGCAGGCCGCCAGGGGACACGGCACCCGAGGCAUGGCCUCCUCCCCCAAGACGCUGGCCCAGCUGCUCGGCACGCCGCCCUUCGAGACCUUUGUGUGCUACGAGAUCGUGCUGGGCAUCAUCGUGGUCACGGUGGCUGGCAGGGCGGUGUCGGAGCCGUCAGCCCUGCAGCCCAUCGCCGGUGGCUUGGUCAUCGGGGGCGCACAGCUGAUCUCCCUGCUGACGAGGGGCUCCCUGGUCGGCGUCUCGACCUGCUACGAGCACAUUGGCGAUUGGGUCCUGUACCUGCUCGACGGCGCCAGAGGUCCCCGCCCCCCCACGGCCACCCUGCUCUUCUCCGCGUCCAUGAUGGCCGGUGCCCGCCUGCUGGCCUACCGGAUGCCUGAGCUCGCCCUGGCGCCCGGCAUCCUGGCGCCCGCUGUGGCCUCGGGGAAGGCCUUCUGGGGUGGGUUCCUCAUGGCUGUGGGUUCUAGGCUGGGCGGCGGGUGCUCAUCAGGACAUGGCAUCAGUGGCAUGGGUCUGAUGUCUGUGGCCAGCUUCGUAUCUAUGUUUGCUGCUUUUGCUGCUGCUUUCGCAGUGUCGAGGCUGUGA